Molecule: messenger RNA, 1311 nt
Organism: Anolis sagrei ordinatus
Lineage: Eukaryota; Metazoa; Chordata; Lepidosauria; Squamata; Anolidae
Gene: CCN6
Product: cellular communication network factor 6
Biological process (GO): cell adhesion; signal transduction
Cellular component (GO): extracellular matrix; extracellular region
Molecular function (GO): heparin binding; integrin binding
Source: RefSeq, a predicted model, not a curated record
UUCACUUCUGCCUUCACAGGAACAUGCAGCGGCUUUUCAUCCCCGCCAUCCUUAUAAUUGCUUCUGCUCAACAGCUUUCUUGCAGGGUUCCAAGCAACAGACAGCAGCAGGGAAAGCCUGAAGGAAAAGUCACAGUUAACCUCGAGGUUCAUCAACGCAGAGAAGUAUGCCAGUGGCCCUGCAGAUGCCCACGUGCACCGACCUGUAGCCCCGGAGUAAGCCUGGUAAAAGAUGGCUGUGGAUGCUGCAAGAUGUGUGCCAAGCAGCCAGGACAGACCUGUAAUGAAGCUGAAGUCUGUGAUCCUCACAAAGGGCUAUACUGUGACUACUCGGCAGAUAAGCCCCGCUAUGAAAGAGGGGUGUGUGCAUAUAUGAUUGCUGUAGGCUGUGAGAUCAAUGGUAUGCACUAUAUUAAUGGCCAAGCCUUCCAGCCAACUCCACUGUAUAAGUGUUUGUGUGUAAAUGGUGCAAUUGGGUGUACCCCUGUAUUCAUCACAAAGUCAGCAUCUAAUGAAUGCGCCACACCAAAGCACAGAAAGAAAACUGGACAUUCACACUUCAAAUGUGUUUCAGGACAACAAAAGCAGCAGCAAUCAACAGGUUACAGACUAAUGCCUGCUUUCAGAAGCAUACCACUUGUUUUGAAGAAGAAAUGCCUAGUACAAGCAACUCCAUGGACACCUUGUUCUCGAACCUGUGGGAUAGGUAUAUCUGAUCGAGUGACCAAUGAAAACCGUAAAUGUGAAAUGAGGAAAGAGAAGAGACUGUGCUACAUUCAACCAUGCCGAGCAAAUUUUUCAACAACAGUAAAGAUUCCUAAAGGAAAAACAUGUCAGCCUACAUUUCAGCUCCCCAAAGCAGAGAAACUAGCCUUUUCUGGAUGCAAAAGCAGACAAAGGUACAAGCCAAUCUUUUGUGGAAUCUGCCUGGACAAGAGAUGCUGUAUACCCAACAAGUCUAUAAUGAUUACAGUACAGUUUGACUGCUCCAAGGAAGGCACCUUUAAAUGGAAGAUGAUGUGGAUUACAUCUUGCGUUUGUCAGAAGACGUGCCAUGACCCAAAAGAUAUGUUUUCUGAACUCAAACUUUUGUAGAUAAUAUGAAUUGCAGUAUGUGAGGAAAAGUGAUCAAAUGUCAAUAUGAACAACCAAUGAAUAUAUUGAUUUUUCAAUCAAAACAUUUUGCCCCUUUCAAAAUGUACAUUAUUGUAAAAAGAAGUGGAAUGCACUGUAUAUUCCAGUUAAACAACUACAGGGCGUUUUCUAGAUUUCAAAAGCCAGUUGCAUCUAUCAAUGCUUCAUAUACAUUCAA